Lytechinus pictus (painted urchin) is the source of this 8679-nucleotide messenger RNA. RefSeq lists its product as uncharacterized. Bases 4294 to 6021 code for a protein of 575 amino acids. Lineage: Eukaryota; Metazoa; Echinodermata; Echinoidea; Temnopleuroida; Toxopneustidae. The record is from RefSeq and is a predicted model, not a curated record. The transcript has 9 exons. Gene Ontology annotation, cellular component: plasma membrane.
GUAAAACCACUUGUUAAAAUAAUAAAUACUUAACGACCGGAGACCAUAGUGGUAAAGAAUGGUAGUCUUAUAAUGUACGCCGAUGAUGCUACAGGUUCUUCCCUAAAUGAAAUUCAAAUAAAAUUACAGGAAGACAUGAAUAACAUCCAUCAUUGGAUAGUGAGUAAUAAAUUAGGUUUAAAUUUAGACAAAACUUAAUUCAUCCUUAUUAGAAGUAAACCAAAUUUUUUUGAGAGAGUUGAAGGCGCCUCUUUAACCUAUGAUGAGAAAGAGAUAAAGCAUUGCUCCAGUGUCUCGGAGUAUUUAUUGACCAUGUUGAUUCAAUUCGCGGAACUGGCAAUGUUUGACUCGCAACUCUAGCUUACUUCAGAUUUCGGCUUAUUGUAAUUGUAACAAUAUACGUCUUAAUAAAUCCACGUCAUCUGCUUUUUACAUCAUUAACUGAAUGCUUUUACUUGCCACUUAAGCUUUAAGAUUCCUUCACAUGUACUUACCAAUUUAUCUAUGUCUCUCUUAUUAUGAUGUUGCUAUGUUAAAUAAUUGUUAUGUUAUACUAUGUAUAUUGUCACAGGGCCCCAUGGGAGACCAACAAAUUGUUGAAUGGGCUUCGCUGUUUGUUUGUUUUUUUACAAAUGAAUAAAAAAAACUUAAAUCGAAUUUUAAGCAUUUUGGGGAUUUCAAUUUCGUUUAACUUCUCAUCAGAGUAUAUAGACCGUACUAGAAUUAGGUGAGUGGGAGCUGUAAUUCCUUUUGAUAAUAAUAAUAAAGGUAUAUUUAUCCAGGGUAGCCACUUCAGUUCCGAAAACUGUUCUCCCAGCGGGCCCUACUAUUAUUACCCGGCUAAGCUGGGCUACCUAUUCGGUGCACACAGUUUUUUGAGGAGGUAUUUCCUGCCGGUACCAAUUUGCCUCACCUGGGUCGAGUGCAGCACAAUGUGGAUAAAUUCCUUGCUGAAGGAAAUUACGCCAUGGCUGGGAUUCGAACCCACGACCCACUGUUUCAAAGUCCGGAGACUAUUCCACUUGGCCACGACGCUCCACUUUUCUAGUCGUUAUAAAAUAUCCUUCAGGAAUGUUAUUGAUAACCUCUUGGAAAUAAUGCAAUGCCAAAGGCAAUCGACUCAAUCUCCUCAUCAGCGGCAUAGCUGGAAUUUAUUCAGCAGAAGGGCACAGAUGUAGUCCGACAGACCGAAGCUUAGGAAAAUCUUAGUUUUAUUCUUAAAAACACGAUGAGGUAUUUCACAAGGCCCAAAUGAAUAAUGAGAGCGUGGAGCGCGAGCUGAUUUAUUUAUUUUUUCAUAUCAUGUAUUUAGACCUGAAAGUUUAAGUAGUUGCUAUGAUGAACUUAAUGCGCACCUAAAUAAACAAUUAGCGCGAGCGCGGAAAAGGGAACUGAAAAUUUUCAUAAUGAUAUGAAAAGGGACAUUUUCGAGCUCGCAUAAAAAAAUUCAGGAUACGAUGCGUAUAUAAGCAUGGACCUACUAGCAAAGUAAACAAUUGAUGCGAGCACGAAGCGUGAGUUAAAUUUUUUUAUUCUCAUUUGAGAACUGGAAACGCAAAGCGUGUUUCAAAAUAAACAAUUAGUUGUGAAUGUCGCGAAUCAAGGAAUACGAGCUCGAAGCGCGAAAUGGAAUAUUUUUCAUAUUCCCAUCUAAAAAUGUGAUAUUUUAGGCACGUUUUUUAGAUACCUGUGUCAGACAGGUUUUAGCAGAACAUAUUAAUGCGAGCCCAAAGCGCAAGCUGGAAUUUUAUUAUACUGACCAGAAGUGGGAACCCUUUUAGCAAUUUUUAACAUGGAGGAAAAUUAAGAGGAUACGUAUCUCACUUAAUGAACGAUGAGAAUUGAAACCAAGAGCUAAAUACUUUUUGUUAUCAUGAACAAAAUACAUAUUAUGCUUAUGUGCAAGUAAAAAAAUCCAUAAAAUCAGGGGCGGAUCCAGCUUUCCCAUGGGGGGGGGGGGAGAGUUGGUAGAAAAAAAAAGAAUUUUCAUUCACAUUUUUCCCGACUGGGUGCCAAAAGCUUAUUUUUAGGGGAUUUUCUUCUCAAAAGACUGAAGUUUAAAGUCUUUUAACUACAUGUCAGGUUUGUUCUUACAAUCAAGAUAUUAAGAUAAAGCAUAAAAAAAAUAACGAUAGCACGAAGCCCGAGCUUAAAUUUUUGGAUAUUUCAUGAUGUAACAUAUGAUAUAAAAUUUUAUAUUGUGAGAGUUGCUUUUAAAGUGAUUGGUUAACAUUGGUUUGACUUUUAAAAAAUCUGAGCUAGAAGGUCACACUUGUCACCUGUGUCUGUGAUAUGUUACAAAAAUGAAGCCCAGAGAAAAUAAUUAUUUAGUGCUUCAAAAAUUGAAAUAUAAAGUGACCGAAAACACCAUCUUAAUUUCAUCCCAUACACUUAUGUGUACUAUUUAGGCGUCUAUAAGACGCCUAUUUACAAAAUCGGGGUUUGCCUUGUAGUUUUAGCUUUUCAUUCUCAAUAAUGGUUGUUUUCAUGGUUUAUUAGUUCUAAUACAUGCACUUGUACACAUGUUUCAUCUUGAUUUGAGAAUUUUUUUAAUCGGCUGCUCACAAAGUUAAACAAUACCUUUAAUUAUAAAAAAGAUGCGUAUUUAACUGAAAAAUUAAUGCGAGCGAGAAGCGCUAGCAAAAAAUAUCAAUACACUGAUCUAAAAAGUGACUCAUUACAAGGAUAUAUAUAUCUUCAAAUAAUGCGAGCGCGAAGCACGAGCUGUAUAAUAGACAUUUAGCACUUUUGUAUUUUUUUCCUUUUCUCUGUCUUCUUCUUUUUCUCCUUUUUUCUCUCUCUUUUCGUUUCGUCUCUUUCCUUCCCCUUUUGGCGCCCCCCUUUGGCCUACCCGGGGUCCCGUGCCCCGAGCCCCCCCCCUCAAAAUAAGCGCAUGUAGUGCCUUAGUAAUUUUAUGAUCACUACGGGUUUUCGAAUAAUUAUGGGGGCGGGUGCAAUUUGCCACCCUCGAGGAUUAUGUCGAUCAUUUCAUUGCGAUGGCGAUUUUUUUUGUGACAUAAAGAAAUUCUUGACACAAAUGUCGCAAAAUGUGACAAUCUCAUUCUAUUUCAUCAUUCAUUUUGUAGCCAAUUGCUACCUGUAGACACAUAUGGCUGAUUCACUUCCGGCAGUAAAAAGAUAAAAAAAAGAGCAUGCUAAUUUGAUAUACUCGAUAACUUCAAUUUCAAUUAAUAUUUUGAAAAUCAAAAUACAGAUUAGAAAAACCAAUGAUUAAAAGCUUUUGUUUCAUUCAUCCUUUUCUCGUGCGAAAUCACAUCCAUGCACAUUAAGAAUAUGACUCUUCGGAUACUUAAUUUAUAAUCUUUUAGUUAUAAUCUUGUUAGAUUUGGAUCCCAAAAUUCGUAGAUAAAAGACGUAUACAUGCCAAAUGUUACAUCCGACUUUAAUACCCCGAAUCAGGGGACCCUUUUCACCAAAAUGUUUUUGCGCGACGAACCUGCCAGACGCAGUUACCAGAUGGAAUGGAGGAGGUCUAUCUUUAGAAGGUUUUUUCCCAGUCAAUGAAUGAGAAUACAAAAAAGCCAAAAAGAAAAAGAAAUAAAGAAAGAAAAAGAUGAUUUAAUAUUUAGUCGAAUAAACAAUUUAUUUAAAAAUUAAAAUAUUUUAAUCCUAAAUGAUAAAUAUCAUCCAUACAUUUCCUAUUGUAGAAAGGAUCUUUGAUAAAACAUGUGUUUUGUGAAAUUUAUGAAACAUUAUCUGACAAUGAAUUCAAGGUUUAAAAGUGGAUAAAAUGUCUAUUUACCAGCACCUUAGUUCAAAAGGCUUGAUUCGAGGAAUGUCUAGCAUAAUUAUAUACAACAAAAUGGUAUUAAGUCUACGACAUUUUCAACGUGCACUCCUGGGCCCUGUGCAAAUAAUGGCAUAUUGCUGGGGAAUCGUCCCCGCUCCCCGUAAAUUUUAUCAUCGGGUCUGAUAUAGCGUCACCUUAUUCGAAUGUACAUUUAGGGGAAUCCCCUUAUAUUACUUUUGAUCGAGAAAGACGAGUGCCCUCAGCAUGACCAACGUGUAUUACCAUGAAUAGCCACUCGAUUCGAGAAAACGUUCAUCCGAUAAUUUCCGCCAACACAAUUAUAAAGUUUUCAUCAAAACAACGAACGCACUCACCUACACGAUAGACCUACUACAUGCCAGGAUACAUAUCGGCGAUCUCCAACACUCGUUGCAAGGAAAUUCGUGAGCUCAUCAAAAUAUUGGUAUCAAUUACUCAAGAAUUUCCUUUCCCACGGUUGGAAUCGUACAUAUCAACUGUCUCGUCGAGACGGUACUCUAUUCAUGGUUAAGAAGUCAGCUGCUGGAUAUAGGCAUAUACCUGGAAUAAUCAUGGACGAAUGUUCAUUUUAUAUCGUGCUUUUAUUCUUCAUUACUUUGAUACCUAAUCUCUGUCUGGCGAUGCAUAUAAUUUCAGACUACAGAUUAAUCACAAAAGAUCGACCCAAUGCUGGAAUUGUCGAGGUUUUUAGCGAGGGCAUUGGAUGGGGAACUAUUUGUGAACCUAACUCUGAUCUAUCUGGAUGGACAUUCGAGCUAGCUAGUAUAGUUUGUCAUCAACUAAAUUUUCCGGGAACAUCUCAGAAUCUCAACGGAGUGAAAUUCAACGACGACGACGAUGGUUGGCCAGCUGAAAUUACACAAAAUAUAUCAACAUAUUACUAUGGCUGUUCAUCUGUUGAUGGGAAGAAUUUGCAAUGUCAAAUCUCUGAUAGUGAAUGCAAGGAGAAUGUGGAACUUCGCAUAACAGCCGUUUCCUGCAAAGAACUAGGAUACCUAGGCUGUUAUAUAGAUAAAAACCAGUUCGGACCCGGAAGAACUCGUUUGCUUUCCGAUGGUCCACGAGAUUAUGGUAGUCUGACAAUUGACCUCUGCAUCAAAGUAUGUAAAAGGAAUGGAUACUUUUACGCAGGUGUAGAGUAUACUACACAAUGUUUCUGCGGUGCACGAGAUGAAUACAUUUCCCGAGAUGGAAAAGUUCGGGAUCACCUAUGUGAUGAUAUUUGUCCUGGGGAUAAUCUUGAGUCAUGUGGAGGCUCAGAUAGAAUCUCCAUUUACCAAGUCGAUCUCGGUGUUUGCGAAGACCCUGGUACCCCUUCAAACGGAUUCCAAUAUAACGAAACGGAUCUCCUCCGCUAUGGUAGCAAGGUGUACUUCAACUGCUCCGAAGGAUAUGAUCUACAAGGACCCGAUGUUAUCCAAUGUGUUCAGAAGUACAGUAAUAGGAGCGACAGUCCUAAUAGUACACAUGACGUUGUUUGGGAUCAUGAUCCUCCAACAUGCAGGCCAACGGGUUUUAUUUCAACUUCACCCCCUUUUCUGACGACCAAGGUAAGAGGACAAACCAACCUAAUUCCAUCGACCAGAACAUAUAGCAUGAAGCUAACCAAGGAUCAAAAAGGUUUUAGUUCCACUUCACCUUCACAUUUACCACCUGUGACUGCAAAUCAAGAAGAGGAUGGUUAUCAAAUCACGUUCACUGGCACGGUCGAUGUGAAUCACACUGAAAACCAAAGGGGUAUCAUCUAUAUUAGUGUUGGCAUUGCCUUUGGUCUGAUAGUCAUCGUCUUUGUAAUUGGACUGGUCUUUCUUUGCAGAAGACAUAAUAGAAAAACCCACAACCAAGUUCCCCCGGUUACUGAAAGCACGUUUGCGUCUAGUCACCAUGGCAAUGGGGCAGGUAGUCCUCUGAUGUCGAGGGCAGAUGGAGAGGAUGACUUUGCACUAACCGAACUAACCAGCCACCCGAAAACCGCUGGAGAAAACGAGUACGGUGACAGCAUCGAACUGCAAACUCCAAUGCGCACCGAAAUGGCGGAUAGACCGGGGAUUUCAAGAGAUGCAUUCGGAUACGAAUCGAUUCGGUUACCGUCAACGGGCGACGCAUCAGCCGGUUUGCCGGGUAUAACGGAUGCAAUGAACGCGAACGAAGCGGCGUACGAGAACUCGGAGUUCCACGAAGAUCCGACGCAUCUGAUCGAUAAUGAACUUUAUGGCAAAACGUUCAUUUGAUGUUAUAAACUUAAUUGCUGGAAGGAAAAAAAAUGUACCAUGAUAUGAGAGGCCGAGCUGUCUGUUCAGGCUUAAUUUAAAUAGUUGAUUAUAAAUAAUGUAGUCUAAUAUUAAUAUUAACUUAAAGGAGAAUGAAACUCUUGGAGCAAGUUAGCUUUUGUGAAAGCAGAAAAAUCAAAGAAUAAGAUCAACAAAAGUUUGAGUAAAAUAGGACUAGCAAUAGAAGAGUUAUGAGCAUUUGAAUGUCGAGAUCACUAAUGCUAUGGAGAUCCUCCCAUUGGCAAUGCGACCAAGAUCUAUGAUGUCACAGAUAAACAACUCUCCCCUUUUGGACACUGAAAAUAUACCCCAAAACAUCUCUUAUUGCUCAUUCUAAUCAUAUGACAAACGAUUCAUCAAUGAUAUAAUGUUGUGAAACCUCUGUACUUGUCCUCUCAUAAAGAGAACACCUCACCUUGUGAUAGACUCUGUAAAAGUGAGAAUAUAAGUGAAAUAAGUACUAAAGUAAUGAGGGAGUUGUACGUGUGUGACAUCACAGAUCUUGGUCGCAUUGCCAAUGGGAGGAUCUACAUGGCAUUAGUGAUCUCAAUAUUCAAAUGCUCAUAACUUUCUUAUUAUUCAUUCAAUCUUCCUCAAACUUUCAACAAUAUGUUUCUUUGAUUUUUCUCUUUGAUAUGGAUUCAGCUGGUUUCAAGGGUUUCAUUCUCCUUUAAGAAUAUCAGUUAACAGUACUAUAUAUCUUUUUAUGUUAGUAUGUAAAAAAGCUAGUAUAUGCAACAUACAAUUCAAGCCUGUAACAUUUUUGUGAAUGCAACAGUAAUCAGAAUAUCCAACUUCCGUUCCAUGACAUUUAAUCCGGCGACAAUCGCUCCGAUGGAAAAUCCGCACGUUAAUCCAAACAUAAUACCUAACUUCCAAAAUUGAAUAAACCCUAAUUGUUAUCUUUACAUUAUUCUAAACCGAAAACUCUAUUGCAACCCUAACUCUAACCCUAUGCUCUCUGAGAUAUUAAGACCGGAGCAAAUGUCGCCGGAGAAAAAGUCGUGUCACCCCAACCUCAUAUAGAGUAUGAACCAGCAGCAUUGUUAGGCAGCACCUCAAGUUCCAAACUACGAGAAUCCAAUCCAGGAAUCUAAACCCAUAAUGCAAUAUUCUGAACACUAUAGUGUUUUAAUAUACAUGUACAUGUAGGCUCACUUCACACGAAUUUACUACACAAUAUACCGAAAUAGUUGUAUUAAUUAGGUAAACAAUUAGGACCUACUUUUAGUCCCUCUGCACAUGUUUUUUAUUCAUAUAUUCACUCGAUAAAAUGCUCAAUGAGCAGAGACACCCCGAAAAACUUCCGAUUAUCAGCAGAAUAAACGUUUUACAGUAUAAAUUAUUAUGCAGGAUUGAGAGCUUGAAGAACAAAUUUUGUAAGCAAAGUCAUCGUUGUGCGACUAUGAUUGUGGUACAUGUAUGUUUUCGAUAUAGCCAACACAUGCAAUGCAUAAAGAUUUUCAUGUCUUAAAAAAGAAAACUGUUUACAAUCUAGGCUAUGAAAAUCUACUGUUUUGUCAUGAAGUAGAAAAACAAACCGUACAAGUUUGUCUUUGAAAUUGGGUUACUCCCUCAACUGCUCAAUUUUAAACCCAUGGGGGAAAGAAUCAAAUAUCAAACGCCUUCUUUUUCAGAAAGGAAUGCGAACAGAACUCUUGACAUUUGUAUUAAACAUUGUUACUUGUUUGAUUUUCGACUAGAUAUAUACGGCCAUCUGUUUAAGACACUAUGCAAAUAACUGCACUUGGUGUAUCACUUAAAUUGCAAUGCAUACUUUACAGAAAAGACCAUAGCGAUAUUGCUAUUUAACACUUAAAAAUCAUAUUACUAUCAAUUCAGUUAACAAUUAACUUUUUUCUUAUAUUUUGGAGAUAUUCACUUGAACAUACUUACGAUUAUUGGAUUGUGUCAUUAAAAUGAAUGUUUAAUAAUAAGGGUAGUACUUAUUGUGAAGCGCUUUGAGCAGUCGUAGAUUGAUAAAGCGCUAUAUAAAUGCCAAUUAUUAUCAUUAUUAUUAUUAAUGUAUGUUCUAGCUCCCUCUAAAUACAUUUCAGCAGAGCAGAGCGAUUCAUAAUGACAAUAAUUAUUAAAGUAAUGUGUUGCUUUGAUUAGUUUCAGAUUGUUUUUCAGAUUUCGAAAGUAAAGCUAACAUGUCAGAGGAAGUCAUCAUCGGACGUGAAGUUCCUGCUUUAAAGCUGUACUAAAAUGAAUUACAUAAAUUAUAUUGUGACGUUAAAGGGUUGUUUCAACAUAACAAUUAAUACUAAAAUAAUUAUUUUUCGUUGUGUGGUAAAAGGUCAUGCUUUUGAUAGUGUUUAAUCGAAAUCUACGUGGAAAUAUUUUUUUAAUAUUAAACAUUUUUUACACUAUCAUAUGCUUGCAAUUCAGGCAAAAAUGAGUUGUUUUAUUUUUGUAUUGCUAUCCCCCCAUAAACGCCCGUUGAUUCCAAAUAUUUUACAAAUUUUAUUUCAUUUUUUUUUGUCUUUCUUUAGAGGAGGUUGUUGCUUCAUAUAAUCAUUUUCCAAAAUAUCGUACUGAUAGCACUUCAAGUUAUGACAACAAUGUGUAGUGAAUUUCAAAUCUUGACAUGUAUGAAAUAAAAUCACAUUCCAUUAA